Molecule: messenger RNA, 1816 nt
Organism: Elgaria multicarinata webbii
Lineage: Eukaryota; Metazoa; Chordata; Lepidosauria; Squamata; Anguidae
Gene: POLE2
Product: DNA polymerase epsilon 2, accessory subunit
Exons: 19
Coding region: 20-1642 (540 amino acids)
Biological process (GO): error-prone translesion synthesis; DNA-templated DNA replication
Cellular component (GO): epsilon DNA polymerase complex
Molecular function (GO): DNA binding
Source: RefSeq, a predicted model, not a curated record
GUGGCGCGAACCGUUCAAGAUGGCCGCGGAGAAGCUGAGGAGCAAAGCGAGCGCGGCUUUCAAGAUGCACGGCCUGCUCCUCCGCGCUGAAUCUGCGAAGUACCUGGCGGAAGUCCUUCAAACAGUUAAUGAAGUGGAACUUGAAGAUAUGAUAGAAAAUAUAAUUGAUGCUGUUGAAAAACAGCCUUUGUCGUGUAACAUGAUUGAAAAGUCCAUGGUGGAAGCAGCCGUUCUGGAGUGCAGCCAGACCUUAGAUGAAACCAUGGAACAUAUUUUCAACAUUAUUGGAGCUUUUGAUAUCCCACGAUAUGUUUACAAUUCUGAAAGAAAGAAAUUUUUACCAAUUCAACCUUAUACAAGCCUCUACCAAUUUUCUUUCAGUCUCUCAAUGACCAGCCACCCUGCACCCAAUUUAUUUGGUUCUGCCAGGGAUAAAGCAGAAUUGUUUUGUGAACGUUACAUCAUCUUGCAGCAGAGAACCCAUAGACAUGAAUUAUUCACACCACCAGCUAUUGGUACACACCCAGAGGAAAGCAGAAGUAAAUUCCAGCUCAAAACUCUAGAAACUCUCUUGGGCAGCUCGGCUAAAGUUGGUGACGUGAUUGUUCUCGGGAUGAUUACCCAGCUCAAGGAGGGAAAGUUUUUCUUGGAAGAUCCUACAGGAGUCGUCCAGCUGGACCUUAGUAAAGCACAGUUCCACAGUGGCUUAUAUACAGAGUCAUGUUUUGUUUUAACAGAAGGGUGGUAUGAAGAUGAAGUGUUUCAUGUCAAUGCCUUUGGGUUUCCUCCUACAGAAUCUUCUGCUACAACUAGGGCAUAUUAUGGAAACACAAACUUUUUUGGAGGGCCUUCUUCAAUCUCCGUAAAAGCUUCUGCCAAACUGAAACAGCUGGAGGAAGAAAAUGAGGAUGCCAUGUUCGUGUUCCUUUCAGAUGUUUGGUUGGACCAAGCGGAAGUUUUAGAAAAGCUUCGCAUGAUGUUCUCAGGUUAUUCCUCCAUGCCUCCAACUUGCUUUUUCUUCUGCGGGAACUUUUCUUCAGCUCCGUAUGGAAAAAAACAAAUUCAGUCACUGAAAGGUUCCUUGAAAGCCCUUGCAGACAUAAUAUGUGAAUAUCCCAGUAUCCAUGAGCGUAGCCGAUUUGUGUUUGUUCCUGGCUCUGAAGAUCCUGGCCCGGGCUCCAUUUUGCCAAGGCCACCACUUAAUGAAAACAUCACAGAGGAAUUCAGACAGCAGGUGCCGUUUUCUGUUUUCACUACAAAUCCUUGCAGGGUCCAGUAUUGCACACAGGAAAUAAUAAUCUUCCGAGAAGACUUGGUAAAUAAGAUGUGCCGGAAUUGUGUCCGUUUUCCUUGCAGCAAUUUGGAUAUUCCUACUCAUUUUGUAAAGACCGUUUUAUCACAAGGGCAUUUGACUCCAUUGCCAAUCAACGUUAGUCCUGUCUACUGGGCCUAUGACUAUACUUUGAGAACCUACCCUCUGCCAGAUCUGAUUGUCUUUGCUGACAAGUAUGACCCGUUCACUGUGACCAACACAGAUUGCCUCUGCAUAAAUCCGGGAUCUUUUCCGAGGAGUGGCUUUUCAUUCAAAGUAUACUACCCCUCUAAUAAAACAGUUGAGGACAGCAAACUCCAAGGUCUUUGAGUCUCAUUCAAGAACAGAAAAUCAAACAUCCUGGCCAUAACACUGCAGAAGCACUACUUCUAGGAGCAGGGAUUUUUAUUGGAUGUUAUAGCCAACGUUGAACUUUUCGUAUAUACAUCUUCAAAUAAAGGACUAAAAUUCGUGUGUGGCAUGUUUGCAUUAACCCUCAAGAAU